GAAAAGAAUGGCUCCCACCUUUAUCCGUGAUAUAGAACCUUUUCAAUUCAUUGAAGAAAUGAGAGCUCGGGUAGCAAGGAUAUGGAGGCCCAAAAAGUUUGAUACUGAUAUCUAUGAUGGGCUUCAUUAUGUUCUCAUCGAUGAAAGGGGCGAUGCUAUCCAUGCUAUAAUUGAUGAAUCACAUUAUCCAGUUGUUACAAACAAAAUGGAGGAAGGCAGGGUCUAUGACAUAUUUCGCUGCCAUUCAAGAGAGAAUGACUUUCCAUUCAAAGUUAUUGAUCAUGAGGCACACCUCUCUUUUAACCGGAUGACAGAGUUCAAACAAGUUCAAGACUCUUCCUCACCGAUUCCACAAUAUGCAUUCAACCUCCUUGAGUUCAGUGAGUUAGAUGACAAAAAAGAAGAUCAGAUAGUUCUGAUAGAUGUUUAUGGUUGUGUGAAGUCAAUCAUGCCAGAGUCCCAGGUCUUUGUGAGGAACAAAGAAAAAAUGGAAUCAAAGUGUGAAAUAACCUUGGAAAAUCUCAGGAGAGAGGAUGUUAAAAUCACUCUGUGGGGCGAUAAUGCCAGACAAUUUGAUGUACAAGCUGUUCAAAAUCGUUCUCCACCGAUCUUAGCAGUAUUUACAAGCUUGCGGAUUACUGAAUUCCAACAACGAAUCACAUUGUCUGGAACGAAUCAUACCUGCAUGAUUGUAGACCCGCAAAUUCCUCAAAGACAAGAAUACAGAAAUGAAUUCUCCAAGCCAGGUGACAAAGUAAAGAUUCUUGCUAUCCCAUUUAAACAGGCAACUCAAGAAGAGCUCAAAGAUCGACCAAAAAAAACAGUAUCAGAGUUGAACAUGCUUAAUCCACGCCUGUACAACAACAAGCCUGUUUGCUGCAGGGCUAAAAUCGCUAGAUUCUCAACACACAAUAGCUGGUGGUAUAACGGUUGUCCAUUCUGCCGCAAGCAGCUUCAACAGAAACAAAAUUCUAAUGAAAUGAGUUGUAUUAAACAUAAAACACAACAGCCUUUGCCAUAGUAAGU
Rosa chinensis is the source of this 1026-nucleotide messenger RNA. Its product is annotated as replication protein A 70 kDa DNA-binding subunit B. The transcript is spliced from 7 exons. The record is from RefSeq and is a predicted model, not a curated record. Gene Ontology annotation, cellular component: nucleus. NCBI's taxonomy places the organism in Eukaryota, Viridiplantae, Streptophyta, Magnoliopsida, Rosales, Rosaceae. Gene Ontology annotation, molecular function: DNA binding. Gene Ontology annotation, biological process: DNA recombination; DNA repair; DNA replication. Bases 8 to 1021 code for a protein of 337 amino acids.